AUGCCAACAAAUCUUAUACUUGUGAGUCUUUUAUACACCCUUACAUAUUCAUUUGAGUGUUCUUCUGGAUGUAAAGGCGAUUGUAUAUCCAAUUAUACAUGUAACACUACUUGUGACGUGGGAUAUGACCAAGAGUCAUCUUGUCUUUAUUGUUCUGAUGAUCAUUUACAAGGAAAAGACUAUGUGUAUAUUAAGAAUAAAGACACUUGUUUAUUUAGAGAAAAUUUGGUUAAAAAGACUGGGUGGGUACCUGAUGAUGUGCAACAAAUAGAAAAGAACAUCAUAUACUCAUUUUCUUUUGAUGAUUCCACUCCAGUGGAUUAUGGGCCUUGUUUUCAUACGGACAAAUACAGAGUCUCCAAGUGGUUUAAAGUCGAUAUGAAUACGUUCCGCUCGGAAUACAUUCAAUUCAAUUUGAGUAAGAAUAUCAUAUCAGAUACUAAAGUGUCGAUUGAUGUGUCCAACUCACAACGAGAUGAUCCAUAUGGCACUUGCUUUGGAAGAGUGUCACUCAUCGGGACAGAUUUAUACAACAAAAUGAAGUUGCCUAUUCUGUUUCCCCAUGUCUCUUCAGAAAGGUUCUUUUACGUCUUUAUUUCUAUAGAAGGCUAUGAAAGAAUCGACUUCAAGUUUCUAGUCAUAGAAGACAGGGGGUACAAGUUUAUAGUCUUUAAAGAGUUCAACCAAGAGACCACAGACGCUUUAAAAAGUGACUUAUCUUCAAAAGUUACAGUCCGUUUUCCGUUUGAAGAAUAUGGCCUUUUCGAGUACCCAACGUGCAUUCAAAAUGUCUUAAUGUCGAACAUGAUCUUUGCUGUAAAUUUCAAAGGAAACUACUCUUUAAUGGUGGACUCUACAAGAGUCAACAAAGUGUUAUAUCUUCAAGAGUUCAGGUUCAAAGAAGAUUUGAAUGGCGAUGUUGUGAGUAAUAUGGAAUGUGUACAAUUCUGGAACGGACAGAAAUAUGGAGUAGCUAAGAAGAUGGGGAAUACAUAUGGGAUCAAAGUGAGAAUAGAGAGUAACCCGACCAAUGAAACUCGAUACUUCUCCGUCAUGACACAAGAAUUCAAUUCAAAUGUCGACGUCGACUUUAAAGUGAUCUGUCCAAGUAAUUGUAAUUAUGAAUUGGGUCAUGGGCAAUGCCAAACUACCUUUGGAGGGUGUCAGUGUGAAGAAUCUUAUGGAGGGGAUGAUUGUCAUUUGAAGUGUUAUCACAAUGGAAAAUGGCAAGUCGACGAACAUUCAAAUUUGUGUCAAUUUGGAAGCCGAAGUUGUGAUCAGUAUUGUCACUGUGCACCGGGAUAUUCACUUUCAAAUGAACUUUGUAUAUCAACACAAUGUAUCAGUGGGAGUAUCGGCCCCAAUGAAGAGUGUAUAAGAGGAAGCCUUGGGUGUACUGACAAUUGUUUCUGUCAAAAUGGGUUUAAAUCCUUAGAAGGUCGAUGUAUCAGUACCACGUGUGGUAAUGGGGAGAUAGACACAUACACAUUUAAUGGUCAACACAUUGAAGAAGAGUGUGACAAUGGGACCAAUUGUGAUAUCACCUGUCACUGUGUGACGGGGUUUUAUACUCUCAGUGACAACCCGACUUCGUGUGGCAAAAAGACUUUAGCGACGUAUGUAAUAGUUUUAAUAACAUUAGCAUGUGUGGUAGCCUUUUUAGUGUUUAUCGGUAUAUUAAUUGUUAUUGGGAUGGUAAUCUUGAGAUACAAAGAAGUCGAUAUUGAAGUCUUUAGAACACAACAACCGGAGUAUUACCAUUACAUCACUGGAAGUACUUUAAAAGCACCAGCGAAAGACGGAGAGUAUUACAUCUCCCCCCUUUCAUUGGACUUUGGAAAUGAACAUGAAAUGACGGAAGUGCUUGACACGCGAUUUGAGCGAUUUGUUGUCAAGAACAACUCGAAGAAAAAGCACAUGCUGGUGAUCUUCCACACUCCAAAUAACCCAAAAUUUGUAUUCCACUUUGAACCUCAAGUAGUUGUUGUCAAUCCAAGAACAGAACGGUCUUGUGUGUGUUACAUGACUAUCUACUGCACUACACGGAUUCGUGAUAUGAAGCUGCCAUACACUAUAUGGUUCUCCGAAUCUGUCAGGACUCUUAGUGCCAUCGCGGAGUUACUUAGAGAUAAGACAUUUGAUACAUGGGAUGCGCAUGAUAAAGAAGUGAUGUCCCAACUGUAUCCCAAAGUCUUGAAACAUUUCCAUUACCAAAUGUCCGUCACAACAGACGCUGCAAGCUCGACACACAUCGACUUGGACGAGUUGAAUAUGUCCGAGAGGCCAAUAGCUGAAGGUGCGAUGGGGAAAGUGUACUUUGGGAAUUAUCGGAGUGUCCCCGUUGCUAUCAAGCAAUUCCGGUGGGAGAAUUUAGACGAGGAAGAGAUGAAUGAAUUAAAGAAGAGUGUAGUAGCUGAAUGUGAGAUUAUGAGUAAAUUGAGGAAUCCGUUUAUAGCGAAUUACAUGGGGUCGGUGACAUACAUUCCACAAGUGUCGAUGGUCAUUCAAUUCUUUGUUUUAGGCUCAUUAGGAGAGUAUUUGCGUGAGGACAAAGAGGACUAUUUGCGAAUGUCAUACAAACUGAAGUUAAAAAUCCUCUUUGAUACAGCACGAGGAAUGCAGUUCUUGCACGAGAAUAGAAUUAUGCACUUGGACUUGAAGCCAGACAAUUUAUUAGUCAAUUCAUUGGACCCUAACAGUGCUUGCUCUGUCAAAAUCACGGACUUCGGGACGUCAAGAUUCACUAAGAAGACGAUGGGGAUGAAUGUCGAUAAAGGACUUGGAACACCUAUCUAUGCCGCACCCGAAGCUUUCAAGGACGAAUAUACUUUUGGUGGGGAUGUCUACUCUUUUGGUAUCACAGCUUGGGAAAUCUUCUAUCAGGAAGAACCUUAUAAAGACUUCAAAUCACUUUUUGAUAUUAAAAUUCACGUGGAGAGCGGGAAGAGACUCAAUAUCAACGAUAAGAUGCCUAUUCUGUAUAAAAACAUGGUCGAAGGGUGUUGGAAACAAGACACAAGUGCAAGACUCAAUUUUGAAGCCGUUAUAAAAGCACUCGUGAAGAUCGAUGAGGAGUGCACAAAUCACCAACUCACAUCUUCAACAGAAGAGGACGAGGAAGUCAUUAAGAAGACUAUCGCAAGAAGAAAUGAAAAGAUGGAGGCACUUCUCAAAGACAUCUGUGUCGAUUAA
Messenger RNA from Entamoeba invadens IP1, 3192 nucleotides. RefSeq names its product serine-threonine protein kinase, putative. Gene Ontology annotation, biological process: protein phosphorylation. The transcript has a single exon. Bases 1 to 3192 code for a protein of 1063 amino acids. The record is from RefSeq and is a predicted model, not a curated record. NCBI's taxonomy places the organism in Eukaryota, Evosea, Mastigamoebida, Endamoebidae. Gene Ontology annotation, molecular function: ATP binding; protein kinase activity.